UUUGUCAGAUACCCAACAUCCGAAAACAGAGAUUUUUUUAUAAAAAAUUAAAAAAAAUUAAUCCUGAUAUCUUCUGAUAUAUGUAGGAUAUGAAGCUUCUUAUCCUACGCACCCUGGUGGGCCCCACACGUUUGAGAUCAACGGUUCACAAGGCUUCUAUAUGCAGCUCUGCACUGCAGUGGGAAAGUGGUGUCUCCUUGGUUCAGGGUGCUUCCAGAGGAAUUGGCCUUGAAUUUGCUCGGCAACUGCUAGAGAGGAAUGAGAAAGAACAUGUUAUUGCUACUUGUCGGAAUCCUGAUGGAGCAACAGGCCUUCUUGAGUUGAAAAGGAGGUUCAUGGAACGCCUGUACUUACUACCAUUGGAUGUGACAAACGAAAGCACUAUAGAGGCAUCAGCGAACUCUAUACGAGAAAGAUAUGGGCGUUUAAACCUUCUGAUUAAUGCAUCCGGAGUUCUUUCAAUACCUGAUGUAUUACAACCAGAAACGACUUUGACUAAAGUACAAAAGUCAUCUUUGAUGUUUGCAUAUGAAGUUAAUGCAGUGGGCCCCAUUUUAGUGAUCAAGCACAUGUGGCCACUUCUAAAGGCUGGAGGAGGCUCUGGGACAGAAAGGGACGUUGCGAUCGUAGCGAAUUUAAGUGCUAGGGUGGGCUCCAUCGGAGACAACCGCUUCGGGGGAUGGCAUUCAUAUCGGUCAUCAAAGUCAGCACUCAAUCAAUUGACGAAGACUAUAUCGGUGGAAUUCGCACGAAAGGACCCAAUCGCUUGCAUCUUAUUGCAUCCGGGGACAGUGGAUACAGACCUCUCAAAGCCAUUUCAAAGAAACGUUCCAGAUGGUAAGCUAUUUACAAAAGAAUUUUCAGUGCAAAAGCUCUUAGGCAUCAUCGACAAUGUGAAAAUCAGGGACAACGGGAAGUUCUUUGCUUGGGACGGUCAAGAAAUUCCUUGGUAGAUAGUCAUUUUUGAAUUAUCCUUGAUCAUCACAAACCCAUAAAAACUUAAAUUAAAAAAAAAAAAAAAAAAAAAACAAAAGAA
Magnolia sinica is the source of this 1036-nucleotide messenger RNA. RefSeq lists its product as uncharacterized. The coding region runs from base 90 to 953 and encodes 287 amino acids. The transcript is spliced from 6 exons. NCBI's taxonomy places the organism in Eukaryota, Viridiplantae, Streptophyta, Magnoliopsida, Magnoliales, Magnoliaceae. The record is from RefSeq and is a predicted model, not a curated record.